AUGUUCGAGAAAAAGUUCAACAUUGAAGUACAAACUUUACAGCCUUUACGUGAGUUUCUUGCACAACUGAAGGAAGAAGGUAGUCGGCCACAACUUAUAGACUUUCAUUAUGAAUUUAAUGAAAAUGAAGAUGGAACUCAUGACUGUCAAUUCAUUGUAUUCUCACCAUUCAAUGAAGUCGCUAAAGAGAAAGAAAAUCCAUUACGUAUAAGAUUUCAAAUCUCUGAACCAAGUGAUGAUUUCAAGAAUGUUUUCAAUUAUGAUGCAAUGCUUCCGAGGAAAAAUGAAUUUUCAAAGAUUGUAACACCUGGCAUUUGGGAUAGAAAGCAAGCUAUAUUAUAUUCAAACUUAAGUAAGGGAGUUGAAAAUGAGUUCAUUGGUCAUACAAGAACUUCACCACUUCCUAACCCUAAAUACUAUAAAUUAACUGGCUUCAAUCGUGAGUUUUGGAUAGACAUGUUCUCCACUCAUGACCAUAACUGCCCAGUGUUCUUACCUCCAGACCAUAAGGACUGUCUCUACAUUGAAGCACAACUCUUAAACUCUACCAUCGCAGUAUUGUAA
Trichomonas vaginalis G3 is the source of this 564-nucleotide messenger RNA. RefSeq lists its product as uncharacterized. The record is from RefSeq and is a predicted model, not a curated record. Lineage: Eukaryota; Parabasalia; Trichomonadida; Trichomonadidae. The transcript has a single exon. Bases 1 to 564 code for a protein of 187 amino acids.